UUCAGAACAGUGCAAAUAUCGCACAGGGUUGAGAUCGACGGGAUUUCCUGUGGCAUUGCUGAGCUGCAGAAUUUUACUUGAGGCUUGUAAAGUAUCUAGUCAGUGUCAUCUUUUCAGAUUUAAUGUCUUAAUCACGUAAUAUCUUCUGCGCGUGUCCUAGACUACAUCCAGAAGUAGCUAGCUAGCCAGAAAUAAAAAUGUCUGAACCCACGGUGGCCGACACUCGCCGGUUAAACUCAAAGCCCCAAGACCUCACGGAUGCUUACGGACCUCCAAGUAAUUUUCUGGAAAUUGACGUCUACGACCCCCAAACUAUUGGAGUUGGGCGGAAUCGUUUCACAACUUACGAAGUCCGAAUGAGGACAAACCUCCCCAUUUUCAAGUUGAAGGAGUCUUGUGUUCGAAGAAGGUACAGCGACUUUGAGUGGCUGAAAAAUGAGCUGGAAAGAGACAGUAAGAUUGUUGUGCCUCCUCUGCCUGGGAAAGCAUUGAAGAGACAGCUCCCGUUCCGUGGUGAUGAGGGAAUAUUUGAGGAGUCCUUUAUUGAAGAGAGACGAGUUGGACUUGAACAGUUCAUUAACAGAAUUGCUGGUCACCCCUUGGCCCAGAAUGAGCGCUGUCUUCACAUGUUCCUGCAAGAGGAGAGCAUUGAUCGGAACUACAUCCCUGGAAAAGUAUGAAUGAAAUGCAACAGCAAGACUAAAGCGCCCCCCAACCCCCCCAGAGGAAUGCCUCAUCUGUAGGCCGUGUGUAUAUGCCUGGCUCGCUCACUCAGGUGCUCUUGAAGAAUACAGAUGCAUUUAUCGCUAAACCCUGGUUUAAAAGCUAUGUGCAUAUAAACAGCAAUUAGAACAUGAACAUUCAAAAUCAAAUCCUACUCCGUAAGCUUUAUUUUAGUGCUGAAGCCCAGUCCCAUGGUUUGCAUUCUUCACCCUUAAAGGCCAAACAAUAAUGGCUUGAAGAGACUGCACAAGUAUGUCACAUUGCAUGAGUCAUCAUUCUUUUGUUUGUAAGGGAGAGUAGGAUCAUGUGUCUCAGCCUUCAGUCUGAGAAAGUAUCAGGGGUUGCUGUCAGUGAAGGAAAAUGUCCUAUAAUGAGGCCCAUAUUCAUUUCAGUGUUGCUCAAAAGUCUAUACCGGUGUCAGAAAUCUUUUUUUUUUUUUCUUUUAAAAUGUGGCCCUUGUUUCAUCCAGAGAUGUAUUCUUAAAAAUGUAGCAAGACACUCAUGAAGAGAGAAAUUGGGACCACCAUAAAAAGAAAACUGUCUUCCUGUUCCACAUUCCAUGUGUUGUCUAUAUAUGACCUAAAUGACUAAAUCUAUUUUAUAUCAAAGCUUUCAUUGCAAAGUUUUAUACCAUUGUUCAUUUCCCUAUUAGUUUAGUCUUUAUAUGGGUGUUAUAACACUGCUGUUGGGAAUGUAUAUAUUCAAUCACUGUGAAAAUGAGAAAUGAUCAUCCGCUGAAUGACACCAGGUCACUUUUGAUGUCAUGUUUUCACAUCCUUACUGAAAUUCUUGGUUAUUUUUGUUGCUUUGUGAUAUUGCUGAUUCAGUACUAUAUACAAUUAACAUGUAGAAGUGCAGUAGUUAUUGUCAUAGUUAUUUUCGUACAGACUGUCAUGUCAUUUCUACCCAUGAAUAAAAGCCCCCUCUGCUUGCUUUAC
This is a messenger RNA of Pygocentrus nattereri (red-bellied piranha), 1661 nucleotides long. It is a transcript of the gene snx12, whose product is annotated as sorting nexin 12. The record is from RefSeq and is a predicted model, not a curated record. Gene Ontology annotation, molecular function: phosphatidylinositol-3-phosphate binding. The coding region runs from base 198 to 680 and encodes 160 amino acids. The transcript has 6 exons. Gene Ontology annotation, cellular component: early endosome membrane; retromer complex. NCBI's taxonomy places the organism in Eukaryota, Metazoa, Chordata, Actinopteri, Characiformes, Serrasalmidae. Gene Ontology annotation, biological process: endocytic recycling; late endosome to Golgi transport.